CUCUAUUAAGUGGAUCAAAAGCCAUAGGCGAUAGAAUGGGAGUCUAAACCCAGAUUUUUGUUAAAAAUUGAGUAUUGAAAACCGAAGAAUGUGAGUUGAAUGAGUGUUUUUCAAGAAAGAAACGCCACUUUCCUCAAUCUAUUUCUCUUCGACUUGGCAACAUCGGCUCAUGUCACACAACAGUUUUCCCAAUGUCAACAUAUGAUUGCUUUUGUUUUAUUUGCUCUCCAACCCACGGAAUAUAUCACCACUGUACAAUCAAAUUGAUUCUUGUCUUCUCGGGAUCUGUCUUUAGGAGUAAAGUAUGUCACACAUGCACCAAAACACAGACAACGGGGCUGUAAAGGUGGAGUCUUUAUGAGUUAUAAUUGCUGCUUGUUUUAGCUAUCCAUGAUAAUGCCCCAAAUUAGACCGGGGUCUUCUUAUUUUCCAUUUUUGUUUUUUUAAAAGAAAAACCGGGGAUCAAUCAAUUAUCAAUCUGUGGUUGUGACUUGUGAUAGGGUCUCUCAUGUUUCUCAAGUGAACUCAAAAUUGAAAUGAUAGGAGCCCUCUGCAUUUAUUUUUAUUUGAAGGGGGGGAAUGAAUUUGAAUUCAAUUCAAUAGAAGAAAAGGAGUUUUAUUGAAGAGCCUUCUCCGACUGAUGGCUCCUGGGAGAACUUCCGGAUUCCAUCGCCAAGGAGAUGACUGGUUCAGCAGUUCAAGUUUGCAAAGUGAUAUAACAGUAGUGGUGGAUGAAGUGAAGUUCCAUCUCCACAAGUUUCCUCUUAUUUCUAGGUGUGGGAAGAUAGCAACUAUUGUUGAAGAGUCUGAAAGUUCCACUGAGAGGACAUUGCAAGUUCAUCUUGAAGAGUUUCCUGGUGGUGCCGACACGUUUUUCAUAGUAGUAAAAUUCUGCUAUGGUGGGAGGCUAGAGUUCACACCCAAAAACAUAGUAAUUUUGUAUUGUGCUGCAGAUUAUCUUUCGAUGACUGAUGUUUAUGGUGAAGAAAAUUUAUUGUCCAAAUCGAAAAGUUAUUUCCAUAAGCAUAUCCUAAAAGAUUGGAAGGAUUGCGUUUUGGCUCUCCAAAGCUGUGAAUUAGUUAUCCCAAGAGCCGACAAACUUCAAAUUAUAAGUAAAUGUAUUAACGCGUUGUCUGUAAUGAUCAGCACAGAUCCCUCAUUGUUCGGAUGGCCUAUGAUGAUGUAUGGUAGCCUACAGAGUCCUGGAGGGAGCAUUCUGUGGAAUGGGAUAAAUACUGGUGCAAAGAUCCAUAGUAAUGAAUCUAACUGGUGGUUUGAGGAUGUAUCGUAUCUCUGUGUCAAGUUAUUUGAGAGGCUGAUUCAGACAUUGGAAGCCAAAGGAAUAAGUCCGGAGAACUUAGUACGUGCCAUAAUGUACUAUUGUAAAAAGUAUCUUCCAGGACUGGGCCGCCGAUGGCAGGGAGGACAGAGUAGUUUGUCGAGGACUGUUACUAGUUUCAGCAUGAUUCCUGCCAAUGUUAAUCAAGUUGCUCUUUUGCACAGUGUUAUCAAACUUCUGCCAGAGAAGCAAGGAAAAUCUUUUUGCCGUUUUCUGCUGGGACUUUUGCGUGUUGCAUUGAUCUUGGGAGUUAACAAUACAUAUCGGGAUUCUCUGGAAAGGAGAAUAGGCGUGCAGCUCGAUUUGGCAACCCUGGAUGGUCUACUGAUACCUAAUUAUUCUGAUUCUGAUAAUUUGUACAACACCGAUUGUGUUGAAAGGAUGAUUCGUCAUUUUGUAUCUUCGGAGUCUAAUGUAGCUUCAAUAUCUCCAUUAUCUACCGACCUUAAUACAUCACCCUUAUCUGGGAGUUUCAUGAGAGUUGCUAAAUUGGUAGAUAAUUAUGCAGCAGAGGUUGCUUCUGAUGUAAACCUGAAACCUGGAAAAUUACGUGGACUGGCAGAAGCGUUGCCAGAAUCUUCAAGAUCUUUGCACGAUGGGCUAUACCGAGCACUGGAUAUAUACUUUAAGGCACAUCCCUGGCUUUCAGAUAAAGAGAGGGAGCAGCUUUGCAACAUUAUUGAUUUUCAGAAACUCUCAAUUGAUGCUUGUGCACACGCAUCUCAAAACGAGAGGCUCCCACUCAGAGUCGUACUACAGGUCCUGUUCUUUGAGCAGAUGCAGCUGCGGACGGCCUUAGCUGGCUGCCUAAAUGUUCUCGAUGCUGAAAGUGCGCCUACAGCUUCUCUGGCCAUUCCUAACGAAACAGCUGGGCAAAGUGUCCGUCAAGAUGGAUGGGUAACAGUUGUUCGCGAGAACCAGGUGCUAAAAGUAGAUAUGGAACGGAUGAGGUCGAGAGUUGGUGAACUGGAAGAAGAGUUCAGUAAAAUCAAGGAAGAGAUGAAAAAUGCAACCAAUUCAAACAGUUACCUUAGCUCUCCACUUCUUGUUCCGAGAGGGACUGGAGGCAAUCUACUUCCUCAGGCUUCAGAUGCCCAACAAGACGUCGUCGAGAGUGGGACACCAACUCCAAGAGCAUCAGUCGAGCAGGCGCAACCAUCCAUCCAGAAUCCUAGACAUGGAAAAACGAGGGGGCAACCAUGGAAUAGGGACUAGUCAGCACAAGGUGGCAAUGCUAGGUUUUCUUCUCUUGCAGUAUGUGUGAAGCAAACGUUGAGAAAAUGGUGCUUGUCCAUGUCUUGUGCGAUGGUGUUUGUCCAUGUCCAGUGCCAUAGCUGGAGAAGGUAAAGAAGCUUCUUUAAAUGUAGCAAAACAUAGCUUUAGAUGGUGAAUGGGGCUGGGGAAAAAAUUCUAGCAGAUGAGUAUGAGCUUAGGUUUUUCUGUAAUAAUGUAGCAACACGUAGCUUUAGAUGAUGUACGGGAUGAUAUACACUAGACUACUAGAGUUAUUUCCUCGGUUACACAGCAUUCACAAAAGCUGAAUGUAUAAUGUAUAGUUUGUAUCUUAUGAUGUUAUAGUUGUAUACACUUAACAAGCAUAGAUAUUGACAGAUUCUUGAUUCGUUCUG
Molecule: messenger RNA, 2967 nt
Organism: Salvia hispanica
Lineage: Eukaryota; Viridiplantae; Streptophyta; Magnoliopsida; Lamiales; Lamiaceae
Source: RefSeq, a predicted model, not a curated record